This is a messenger RNA of Galeopterus variegatus (Sunda flying lemur), 3205 nucleotides long. RefSeq names its product carbohydrate (keratan sulfate Gal-6) sulfotransferase 1 (gene CHST1). The transcript is spliced from 3 exons. Lineage: Eukaryota; Metazoa; Chordata; Mammalia; Dermoptera; Cynocephalidae. The record is from RefSeq and is a predicted model, not a curated record. Gene Ontology annotation, cellular component: Golgi membrane. Gene Ontology annotation, molecular function: keratan sulfotransferase activity; N-acetylglucosamine 6-O-sulfotransferase activity. The coding region runs from base 1137 to 2372 and encodes 411 amino acids. Gene Ontology annotation, biological process: carbohydrate metabolic process; keratan sulfate proteoglycan metabolic process; N-acetylglucosamine metabolic process.
UGGUUGGAGUUGUGGUUUUUCUUUGAUCACAUUGAGAGACUAGACUGUGCCAAGAAUCUAGACUGUGCCCCUUUCCCGGUUACUGCCACUUAGUGAUAUGGUACUGUUCCUAUAGGUAACAAGUGGAAUUUCAUAUUUAAAACAGUACUCCUAGGCCCCAGAGCCUCAGCAGGCCCAGUGCCAUCUCAGCCCAGGUUCCAUGCUCCUCCCCAGUGGAAGCAGACAGCUACAGCUUUGUUUCCUCCCUGUUAGGCUGGUGCUGGGGGACCAGAUACUGGACUAAGAGUCUGACCUAGAGGGAUUUGAGUCUCUGUACUUCUGAUUUGCUCAUGCAUGCCAAAUAGCAGGGUGUGGGAAGAAUAUUCAGAAAGCACAUAAGUUAACCCUGUCAGCCAUGAACCAAAGAGCAACAAGACCAGACAGCGAAGGUAAACAAUAUGCUCGAUGUCUCAGAAGUCACCUGCAUGUCCCCUUCUAAUGCCUGUCCCUCUCAUGCCAAUUCACAGAUGGGCUGGGGACAGUCAUUGAAUGCAUGUCUGAAGGCCAAGUAUGUUUAAGCUGGAGGCACAGAAAGUCAAACCUCCUUAGAGGGAAAGAGCAUGGGCUCUGGGAAACCUACUAGAUGAGGGUAAAACCAGGCAUGUGAGCUCAGGCAAGUUACUUCCGUGCCUCGGCUUUCUUGCCUGUGAAAUGAGCUGGUACCGGCUUCCACAUGAAGCUCUUGCAAGGAAAAAUGAGCUAAUGCAGCUAACGGGCUUAGCACUUAGGAAGUACUCAGUAGAUGUUACCUGAAAUAAUGCUACGAUCCUGGUCUUUUGACUCAGACUUGGUAAAGAGCAUCCUGGUCAGGAAUGUUCCCUGGUCCACUUUUGCUUUGAGUUUCAGGUAGCCGGCCUCCUGUCUUCAGUGUGAUUGGAAGAAGAACCCCUCUCCCUGGCUGUCCCUUCGGAGGAACUGCUCUUUCCACCUGGAGGCCAGGGUCUGCUGGCCACAGAUCUGCUGCACAGGCUGGGACUGCUGGUUAGGCCUGGGACACUAGUGGCUGUGGACUGCCCAGCUCGGAGCAGCCCCUCUUUGACCGCCAUUGUCCGUAGACGUUGCGCGGUUGAGAAGCAGCCCCAUGAAGGUGCCCAGCCAUGCAAUGUUCCUGGAAGGCGGUCCUCCUGCUUGCCCUGGCCUCCAUCGCCAUCCAGUACACGGCCAUCCGCACCUUCACCGCCAAGUCCUUCCACACCUGUCCGGGGCUGUCGGAGGCAGGGCUGGCGGAGCGCCUGUGCGAGGAGGGCCCCACCUUCGCCUAUAACCUCUCCCGCAAGACCCACAUCCUCAUCUUGGCCACCACGCGUAGUGGCUCCUCCUUCGUGGGCCAGCUCUUCAACCAGCACCUGGACGUCUUCUACCUGUUCGAGCCCCUCUACCACGUCCAGAACACGCUGAUCCCCCGCUUCACCCAGGGCAGGAGCCCCGUCGACCGGCGGGUCAUGCUGGGCGCCAGCCGCGACCUCCUGAGGAGCCUCUAUGACUGUGACCUCUACUACCUGGAGAACUACAUUAAGCCGCCGCCCGUCAACCACACCACCGACAGGAUCUUCCGCCGCGGGGCCAGCAGGGUGCUCUGCUCGCGGCCGGUGUGUGACCCUCCGGGGCCCGCCGACCUGGUCCUGGAAGAGGGGGACUGCGUGCACAAGUGCGGCCUGCUGAACCUGACGGUGGCGGCUGAGGCCUGUCGCGAGCGCAGCCACGUGGCCAUCAAGACGGUGCGGGUGCCCGGGGUUAAUGACUUGCGGGCUCUAGUUGAAGACCCCCGGUUAAACCUCAAGGUCAUCCAGCUGGUCCGAGACCCUCGGGGCAUCCUGGCUUCACGGAGCGAGACCUUCCGCGACACGUACCGGCUGUGGCGGCUGUGGUACGGCACCGGGAGGAAACCCUACAACCUGGACGUGACGCAGCUGACCACGGUGUGCGAGGACUUCGCCCAGUCGGUGUCCACCGGCCUCCUGCGGCCCCCGUGGCUCAAGGGCAAGUACAUGUUGGUGCGCUACGAGGACCUGGCCAGGAACCCCAUGAAGAAGACUGAGGAGAUCUACGGGUUCCUGGGUAUCCCCUUGGACGGCCACGUGGCCCGCUGGAUCCAGAACAACACGCAGGGCGACCCCGCCUUGGGCAAGCACAAGUACGGCACCGUGCGCAACUCGGCCGCCACCGCCGAGAAGUGGCGCUUCCGUCUCUCCUACGACAUUGUGGCCUUUGCCCAGAACGCCUGUCAGCAGGUGCUGGCCCAGCUGGGCUACAAGAUGGCCAGCUCGGCGGAGGAGCUGAGGAACCCCUCAGUGAGCCUGGUGGAGGAGCGGGACUUCGGCCCUUUCUCGUGACGCGGGCGCCGUGGCGGGGGUGGGGGGCACCCAUGUCGGUUUUGAUAAAAUGGGCCGUUUUUAACUGUUGCCUUAUUUCCUCCUCCCUCUCCCACUGUCUUGGUGUCCUUCCUGCCCCCUGCCCACCCCACUCCCUUCUGCCCUUUUUGUCUUUGAAAUUUGCACUAUGUCUGGGACGGGAAUCACUGGGGCAGAGGGCGCCUGAAGUGGGGUACGCCCCCACCCCACCCCAGUCAGACACGGAUGUUGGUUGGGUCUCUACGUGGACAGUGACAAUGUUUACAAGCAGCACACUCACACAUUCACACACGCACACGGGCCCCCACCGGGAGAGGCACCCCAGCCACACGACUUGUCGAGCUUUUGGAAUGGACGGAUGGUGGGGGACUGUCGUUUUUGCACUGUCUUAUUUCUACAAGGUAAGAGGACAAGAGCGAAAGGACCACCUCUCUCUAACUUAUGAAUGGUGUCUGUCCCUUCCCCAGCCCUGCUUUCUGCCUCUGACACCCGUUUUUCCCCUUAGAGCAGAGAAACUGCCCCCUCCUGCCCGCCCUUGCCUGUGGUGAGCAGGUUUUUACUGUGAGGUGAACGUGGACCGUGUUUAUUUUUCCUAGUCUGUGGCGAUGCUGUCUGUCUGUCUGAGUCUUGUGGCUGCCCCUGGACCAGGGAUGACUGAUGAAUCUUAUGAGUUUCUGAUUGAUCUUGGGGUCCAUCUGUGAUAUUUCUUUGUGCCAAAAAAAAAAAAAAAAGAAAAGAAAAAAGUGGAUCAAUUUGCUAAACAAACAUUGAAAUACUUAAUCAGUGUUUUCUGUAAAUAAAAGAGUGCAAUGAUA